Messenger RNA from Lottia gigantea (owl limpet), 2619 nucleotides. RefSeq lists its product as hypothetical. Gene Ontology annotation, cellular component: membrane. The transcript is spliced from 20 exons. Gene Ontology annotation, biological process: potassium ion transport. The annotation marks the transcript as partial. The record is from RefSeq and is a predicted model, not a curated record. NCBI's taxonomy places the organism in Eukaryota, Metazoa, Mollusca, Gastropoda, Lottiidae. Gene Ontology annotation, molecular function: intracellular sodium-activated potassium channel activity.
AUGUUAUGGGUUCAGAGACCAAUGGGUAUAUGGAUUAUACAGAUACUGCUCUCAGUUAUCACCCUUCUCAAGGCCUCAGUUAUGGUCUAUAUCUCAGCUAAGGGUCACAGAAGGGAACAGAUGCUUUCCACUCAUUUUAUUUUGGAACUGGUCUGCACGGUUCCUGUUUUAGCCACAGUAAUUGGAAUCAAAAAUUCUGAGUUUACAAUCAAAGUUUUGGUAUUAUAUUUCUGUUUUCAGAAUGACCUUCAUUUAACUCGUCAAAGAUUCCAAACUAUGUCGGUGACGUUAUCACAACAAAUUUUACUGCUGAUAGCCAGUGUCUUCUGUCUGGUUUUUACUACAAUUUGUGGUAUUCAACAUAUACAAAGAGGAAGUAGAGACACUCAGCUCACGAUGUUUGAGUCCUUCUAUUUUGUUAUUGUGACGUUCUCCACCGUUGGUUACGGUGACAUCUCACCAGAUAUCUGGUUUGGACAAAUGUUUAUGAUCGUUAUGAUCUGUGUGGCCUUGGUCUUCGUUCCCAGACAGUUGGAGAUUAUAGCAUCAACAUGGAUAGAGCGUUCGAAAGCUGGUGGAGAAUACAGUAAAAACUCAGCAGCCAGAAAUAAACACGUUGUCGUCUGCUCUACUGAAUUAUCAACUGAUGCUGUCAUGGACUUCUUAAGCGAAUUUUAUGCUCAUCCUAAGCUAGAGGACCACAUGGUAAUCUUGCUAAGCUCCUGUGAGCUGAACAACAGCAUGCAUUUCAUCCUGAAAGAUCCCAAAUGGACUCAUCGUGUUAUAUAUAUGAGAGGAUCUUCAUUGAAAGACCUGGAUCUACGAAGAUGUCGGAUCAAUGAUGCCGACGCCUGUUUUAUUCUGGCGCCACAUUCUGUAGCUGACAAAGCCAGUGCGGAUCAACACACCAUCUUGAGAUCUUGGGCUGUAAAGGAUUUUGCUCCCAAUUGUAAACAGUAUAUCCAGUUGUUCAAAGCCCAGAAUAAAAUGCAUGUCAAGUUUGCAGAACAUAUAGUAUGUGAAGAUGAAUUUAAGUUUGCACUAUUAGCCAAUAAUUGCCUGUAUCCAGGGUUAUCUACCUUGGUAUCAUUACUGGUUCAUACAUCAGACGGACAAGAGGCAGAACUGGCCAAUGAACAAUGGCAGCAACUUUACGGUCGUCACUCUGGCAAUGAGAUCUACCACAUUCAACUGGCCAAAAGCUCCUUCUUCAGUCGAUACGAAGGCAAGAAAUUCACUGAAGCAUCUGCAGAUGCUCAUCAGAGAUUUGGUGUAGCAUUGCUAGCCAUCUUAGAUACCCAGACCUCUGAACCACGCCUACAGCUGAAUCCUGGGCCCACCUACACUAUGAAACCCACUGAUUACUGUUUUUAUAUGUCAGUUACUAAAGAAGAAUACUCUCAGAUCAAACAAAUCGCCCUGGUGCUCCAGAAAUACCAGAAUGAAUCGGAAGAUGAAGGAGAUGAAGGAGAGAGUGUGUUCGAUACCAUCACCUCCAUGGUGGGUCAGGAGAUCACUAAGGUCCUCCAUGGCUCGAAAAAAACGGACGACAAUGAUAACGACACUACUUAUAGAGAUGAUACACCUUCUCCGACAGAAAACCUCCCGUCCAACAGUGGAAUUAUGGGAAGGGAAGCCGAUGGUUUAAGUCAUCGAAACGGCACUGGAAAUAUCUUACAGUUCUAUAAUGACAUGGGCCAAGAAAUUAUUUGGUUUAUUUUUUUCAGGAUAAUGACUGGUCCUCCACCUAUCACUAUGUACUUGGGUUCCCAUAGAACUAACUGUCAUAUCAUGAAGAUACCACGGUCUUUCUGCUGUCUGGAGUGGGGCAAGCAUUGCGAACACUGUAAAUAUAAAAACGCCAAUGAUGAACGAUGGAAUAGACAGCUUAUUAUAUUGUCUGUGGAAUACGCCACGUAUGGAAUCUACAACUUUAUAGUACCAUUACGGUCAAACUUCAUUAGUAAAUACUGUCUAAGUCCUAUUAUACUACUAAUAGAGGAACAACCAGAUAAGUUAUUUUUAGAAACGAUCUCGCAGUUUCCUUUGGUGUACUGGAUGAAAGGCAAAAUAUCUUCUGUAGAUGAUCUACUGAAAGCUGGUAUAAAUAAGGCAAGUCAUCUGGUUGUCGUCAACAAAGAUAAGGCUCACAAACAAGGGGAGGAAACUCUUGCUGACUCAGAAACUAUCGUUGCUGUUCAAACCAUAUUCAGAUUGUUUCCCAACGCCAACAUCAUCACAGAACUCAGUCAGGCUUCCAAUUUACGUUUCAUGCAGUUCCAGGCAUCGGAUGAGUAUUCCCAGAAAAUAUCUCAACUGGAACAGAAAUUAAAAACAGAAACACCGUCCAAUCUCAGUUACAUGUUUCGUCUUCCAUUUGCUGCUGGCCAGGUUUUCAGCGCCAGUAUGUUAGAUACUCUUCUAUAUCAGACAUUUGUAAAGGGUUAUUUAAUUACGUUUGUGAGAUUAUUAUUAGGUAUUGAUGCUGAACAGAAUUCGGGGCAUUUAUCAAGUAUUCGGGUAAAAAGAGCUACAUUAAACCUGUACCCAACUUAUGGUGAUCUCUACCAGGGACUGUGUACUGCCACAGGUGAAGUUCCUAUUGCUAUUUAUAGAACU